UUGCCCAUGCCCUAAGCCUAAAUUUGCAUCUCUAUGUGAUGCUAAUACCUUAAAUGAGGGCAAAGCCAAGAAUCAAUCAAUCAACCACUUGUCUAGUCUAGGAGUCAUCUCUUGAUCCCUUCCUUGCUCCUUGUGCCCACCAUUACAAUAUGUAUAUACAUAUAUAUAUAUAUAUAUAUAUAGAGAGAGAGAGAGAGAGAGAGAGAGAGAGAGAGAGAGAGAGAGAGAGAGAGAGAGAGAGAUUGGUAAGGAUGGGGUUGGUGAUGAGCUUGAUGGGAAGAGGGUAUUGGCAAUAUAGGCUUGCCAACGGCACAAGUGCUGGGGCUGCUCAUGGGAAAGCUUCACAAAGAGUUCAUAGAAAAAGAUGUCAAAACCUUUCACCAAUUCCACAUUGCUAUUCUUGACAUCUUCAGCGCUGUCAAUGCUGCUUUGCCUGGUAAACACUACGAUCCACCCUCGACAGAGGAAGUCGAGGAAUGUUUUAGGGUGUGGAAGGGAGCGGGAACAAACCAGGAGCAGAAGAAGACAAUAGUAGUCGACUUCAUGAAGCAGCAUGUGAAUCUCAGCAAGUUGGAUGAGAUGACGCUCACGGCAGGGAUCGUCACACCUCCCGCUGCCAUGGCUGCCAAGAGGGCAGGGGAGACCCUCCCCCAGCUCAACCUCAUCAAGAACAUCCCUGAUGUCAUUUUCGUCCCCUCCGCCACAUUACUUGCUCUCAUAUCUGUCAAGUUAUCCAGGAAGAUAAUUCUACGUGACACAAUGCCAUGAAAUUAAAGACUGUAAAACCUACAAUUUCCUCACAAACAUGCAAUCAGAGAUCAUACAUAUUUGCAGGGUGAAUUCAGAAUGGAAUUUAUCUUCUGUAAAUCUUCAAGAACAGAUAAAUCAGUCGUACCUUGGAAUCGCUAAC
This is a messenger RNA of Andrographis paniculata, 910 nucleotides long. RefSeq lists its product as uncharacterized. Lineage: Eukaryota; Viridiplantae; Streptophyta; Magnoliopsida; Lamiales; Acanthaceae. Bases 331 to 768 code for a protein of 145 amino acids. The transcript is spliced from 4 exons. The record is from RefSeq and is a predicted model, not a curated record.